AUGUCAACAACGCUCCCCCUUCUCCACCGGCAGAUUACAUUGGCCUCGGCGCUGGACGACGACGACAAUGUGCUGCAAGAGCUUCAAUACCCCGAACAGCGAAUCCAGUUCUUUACUUAUCUGCUCACCAACCGAAGCGCCAUCGAAGCUAUCGUGUCGCACCACCUGGGACUGAAGCGAAAACAGACAUGUCGGAUUGGAGAAGUCAAAGAGUGGAUCUCGGGGAGCUUCAACGUCUGCAUACCGGUAUACAUCGAAGGCUGGACUGGAAAUGCACCCAAACGUGUACUGAUCAGGUUUCCGUUGCCCUACAAAGUUGGAGAGUUCACACACCCCGGGAACGCAGAGGAGAAGCUUCGCUGCGAGGCUGCUACGUUCUUAUGGAUCCAGGAGAACUGUCCGUCCAUUCCAAUCCCUCACCUAUGGGGUUUCGGAUUUGCCGAUGGCCAUCAUUUUACCGCGUUCGAGCAUAUCCCACUUUUCCCCCGACUGAUAUGGCAUGCCCGCCGACUCCUGUCAUCCAUUUUUGGAUACUUGCCCCCAUGUCGAUACGUGGCCCGCCGUGUGGCUCGAAGCUUAAAUACUGGGUAUUUGAUAAUGGAUUACGUCGAAAGCACGGAAGGGGUGAUGCUUUCUGACUCAUGGGAGGCACUGCGGCAUGACAAGACUCGAAGAAACAAUCUUUUCAGAGGACUGUCUCGCAUCAUCUUAUCAAUCGCCCAGGUGCCCUUUCCACAAAUAGUGUCUCUAACACUUGACAACAAUGGUGUGAUCAAAUUGACAAAUCGCCCUCUAACCCUGCGGCUCCAACAUCUGGAAAAUGAAUCCAUCCCGACCAAUAUUGGCAGAGACCUAACCUAUUCCACCACGGAUUCGUACCUGCUGGACCUGCUGGCGUACCAUGACAGUCGUUUGCGCUUCUCACCAAACUCCGUACGGGAUGAGUACGAUGGCCAAGCACAGCUGUCAAUCUUGACUACUAUGCGUGCUCUUCUUCCCCACUUCACGAACCGUGAUCUCUGUCGGGGUCCAUUCGUCUUGACCCUUACGGAUUUACAUCAGAGCAACAUCUUUGUCGACAGCGACUGGAACAUCAAGUGUCUUGUCGACCUUGAGUGGACAUGUUCGCGCCCAGCAGAGAUGCUACAUCCACCAUAUUGGCUCACCGGUCGGGGAGUGGACCAGUUAGGAGGGGAGCAUCUUGACGCUUUCAGUGACAUGUACAGCGAGUUCAUGAAUGUGUUCGAAGAAGAAGAGAGAUCGCUGCCCGCCAAGGGGGGGAAGCCCUUCAACCUUACGCACAUCUUGAAGAAGGGCUGGGAGAGAGGUAACUUUUGGUAUUUUCAUGCUCUCGACAACCCCAAGGGCUUAUAUAAUAUAUUUUUGGACCACAUUCAGCCGAUCUUUGCAAAACUGGAUGAUACUGGACUGGCCGAGUUCGAACGAACGAUAGCGCCGUAUUGGAGCGCCGACGCCACGGAAUUCCUUGCCAAGAAAAUACAGGACAAAGAAGUGUAUGAAAGUCAACUGCGAGAUGCAUUCGACGCCGCCAGCAAUACCCAAGUUGAAGACACGAGCUCAUCUCGUCCCGGCUGA
Molecule: messenger RNA, 1596 nt
Organism: Aspergillus ibericus CBS 121593
Lineage: Eukaryota; Fungi; Ascomycota; Eurotiomycetes; Eurotiales; Aspergillaceae
Exons: 2
Coding region: 1-1596 (531 amino acids)
Source: RefSeq, a predicted model, not a curated record